This is a messenger RNA of Chanos chanos (milkfish), 1420 nucleotides long. It is a transcript of the gene fjx1, whose product is annotated as four-jointed box kinase 1. The record is from RefSeq and is a predicted model, not a curated record. Gene Ontology annotation, biological process: cell-cell signaling. Bases 53 to 1330 code for a protein of 425 amino acids. NCBI's taxonomy places the organism in Eukaryota, Metazoa, Chordata, Actinopteri, Gonorynchiformes, Chanidae. The transcript has a single exon.
UUGUAGUUCCCGGAGCGCGUGAGAAUUCCCUGAGAAACAGAAACACACAGCCAUGAGGGUCUUUUCGGCAAACUUACUUGCUUUGCUCUUUCUGUGCACUUGUGCCUGUGUACUGUAUGUCUGGAGCAGGUUGGAAAAUCGGUUGGAGAUACACAAACGGAAGGUUCAGGAACUUGGAUUCAAGAGCGUACAUGUCGAACGAUCUUCAGAUCUGUCUGCCAAAACUUUUCGGGCUCUUCUCGCUGUCCCAGCGGUACAAAAAUUGUACUUUUCAAACAGAAUCGACUUUCGCAAUGUUAGCGAUGGUAACCCCGUCACCUCUGCAAACAUACAUUAUAGUACGAGUGGAAGUGAAAUGAAGUCGACUGAAUCUGAGCCUGCUGACCAGAUUAUUGAGGACGGGAUUUUUUGGAGUGAAAGGAUUGAGCAUCAUCUUCCCGUAGCCUUCAGUGGCGAACAUGCUCGGGCGUGGAGGCACAAAGCUCUGGGCAGCCGCGUUGUCUCGCUAGAGCCGGGCUGCGGCAGGACUUCAAAUCAGCUUGCCACUUUUUCGGAUGGAACCAAAGCGUGCGUACGAUAUGGAAUAAAUGCUGACCAGGUGCAGGGAGAAACUUUGUCGUAUUACCUCGCCAGUUUACUUGGCAUUACAAACAUACCGCCGCUUGUACUCUCCGAGUUAGACGGUGAAAAUGAACAAUGGGCAUCUGUGAGGAGAAAAAUUGAUAGCUUGCAAUGGUCAGGGCGGGCGAUCGUCUCCCUAACAGAAUGGAUAGUAAACCUCACCGGAGUUGUUACACCCGAACCUCUCCGGCAAGAGAGUAUAGGGCUGCAUCCUUUUCAGGAGGAACUGGGGAACAAAACGAUGGCGGAACUGCUCGAGCUAAUGCAAUGGACCGACCUGAUCCUGUUCGACUACCUCACGGCGAACUUCGAUCGGCUCGUGAGUAACCUCUUCAGUCUGCAGUGGGACUCGCGAGUGAUGGAGAGAGAUACGAGUAACCUGCUCCGAACGCCUCGCGGGGACCUUGUUUUUAUUGACAACGAGGCAGGUUUGGUUCACGGUUAUCGGGUACUGGAUAUGUGGGAGAAGUAUCACAGUUCUGUGCUCGGUUCUGUGUGUCUGUUUCGGAGGAGAACGGCACAGCGCGUUAUUGACAUGCACAGAUCCAGAGACACGCGGACAAGACUUCUGCAGGUCUACCGGGACAAUGAGCCUUUGGCGGCUGAUUUAGGGUUCUUAUCCGAGGAGCACGCGAGGAUUCUACAAAACAGAGUAGACACGUUGUAUAAACACAUUCUCCGCUGUAAGGGGAAGUACAGUCAGUUGUAGAUAAUUAAUUUGGUUCAGUUUCGUGUAAACGCUGUUUUCGCAGGUCAAGAGGUAAAGAGACUUACGCAAAUAGAUCAGUGGUUGUCAGAG